Molecule: messenger RNA, 5526 nt
Organism: Stegastes partitus (bicolor damselfish)
Lineage: Eukaryota; Metazoa; Chordata; Actinopteri; Pomacentridae
Product: ephrin type-A receptor 4
Exons: 17
Coding region: 65-3148 (1027 amino acids)
Biological process (GO): axon guidance; protein phosphorylation; ephrin receptor signaling pathway
Cellular component (GO): dendrite; plasma membrane
Molecular function (GO): transmembrane-ephrin receptor activity; ATP binding; protein binding
Source: RefSeq, a predicted model, not a curated record
GAGCAGGACCUGGGAGAAGAGCAACGAAAGAAAAAGAGGAGAGAAAAACGGAACAACGACACAAAUGGCACUCAUGGCAGGGAUUUUGUUCACGGCCACCUUUCUUAUUUCUGGGAUUUCUACAUUUGUUUCGUCGGCACGGAUAUACCCCCCAAAUGAAGUCACGUUAUUGGACUCCAGAUCCGUACAGGGGGAGCUGGGAUGGGUCGCCAACCCGACAGAAGGAGGGUGGGAGGAAGUGAGCAUUAUGGAUGAAAAGAACAUCCCCAUUCGGACGUACCAGGUGUGCAAUGUCAUGGAGCCCAGUCAGAACAACUGGCUCCGCACCGACUGGAUCCCCCGCGGCGGUGCCCAGCGUGUCUACAUCGAGAUCAAGUUCACCCUCCGAGACUGCAACAGCCUCCCGGGGGUCAUGGGAACCUGCAAGGAAACCUUCAACCUUUACUACUACGAGUCCAACAACGACAAAGAGCGCUACAUCCGCGAGAACCAGUUCGACAAGAUAGACACCAUCGCCGCCGACGAGAGCUUCACUCAGGUGGACAUCGGCGAUCGCAUCAUGAAGCUGAACACGGAGGUCCGGGAUGUGGGAGCCUUGACCCGCAAGGGUUUCUAUUUGGCCUUCCAGGAUGUUGGAGCGUGCAUUGCGCUCGUUUCCGUCAGGGUCUUCUACAAGAAAUGUCCUUUGGCUGUGCGUAACUUGGCCCAGUUUCCCGACACCAUCACUGGGGCCGAUACGUCCUCGCUUGUGGAAGUUCGUGGCUCGUGCGUGGAUAAUUCAGAGGAGAAGGAGGUUCCCAAGAUGUACUGCGGGGCUGACGGAGAGUGGUUGGUGCCCAUUGGGAACUGUCUGUGCAACCCUGGAUAUGAGGAGCGUAAUGCAGAAUGCCAAGCCUGUAAGAUCGGUUACUACCGCGCUCUGGCCACCGACGGUUCCUGCUCCAAGUGUCCGCUCCACAGCUACUCCGUCAGGGAGGGCUCCACCUCCUGCGUCUGCGACAAGGGAUACUUCCGCUCUGAAACGGACCCGGCAUCCAUGCCCUGCACCCGCCCUCCAUCUGCACCGGUCCACCUCAUCUCCAACGUGAACGAGACCUCUGUAAACCUGGAGUGGAGCCCACCCCGGAGCUCAGGAGGGCGCAUGGACUUGACGUACAACGUGGUGUGUAAGCGCUGCGGGCCCGACGGCCGGCGCUGCCAGCCCUGCGGUAACGGCAUCCACUUCAGCCCGCAGCAGCUGAGCCUGAAGGGAACCAGGGUGUCCAUCAACGAGCUGCAGGCCCACACCAACUACACGUUCGAGGUGUGGGCGGUGAACGGGGUGUCGCCUCAGAGCCCCGGGCCGGAGCAGGCCGUGUCGGUGACCGUCACCACCAACCAGGCCGCUCCCUCCCCAGUGACUUCCAUCCAGGCGAAGGAUAUCACAAGACACACCAUCUCUCUGGCCUGGCAGCCACCAGACAGAGCCAACGGGGUCAUCCUGGAGUACGAGGUCAAGUACUACGAGAAGGACCAGAAUGAGAGAAGCUAUCGAAUCAUCAAAACCUCUUCUAGGAAUACCGACAUCAAGGGCCUCACCCCCCUCACCUCCUACGUGUUUCAUGUGCGAGCUCGCACGGCGGCCGGCUACGGGGAAUUCAGCGGCCCGUUUGAGUUCAUGACCAACUCCGUCCCUGCUCCCAUUAUCGGCGACGGGGCCAACUCCACGGUGCUGCUGGUGUCGGUGGUGGGCAGCGUGGUCCUCCUCAUCAUCCUCAUCAGCGCCUUCGUCAUCAGCCGAAGAAGGAGUAAAUACAGCAAGGCCAAGCAGGACUCUGACGAGGAGAAGCACUUACAUCAAGGAGUGAGGAUAUACGUCGACCCCUUCACCUACGAGGACCCGAACCAAGCGGUCCGCGAGUUCGCCAAAGAGAUCGACGCCUCCUGUAUCAAGAUCGAGAAAGUGAUUGGCAUCGGGGAGUUCGGCGAGGUCUGCAGCGGCCGCCUGAAGAUGCCGGGCAAGAGGGAGAUCUGCGUGGCCAUCAAGACGCUGAAGGCCGGAUACACCGACAAGCAGCGGAGGGACUUUCUGUCCGAGGCCAGCAUCAUGGGCCAGUUCGACCACCCCAACAUCAUCCACCUGGAGGGCGUGGUCACCAAAUGUAAGCCAGUGAUGAUUAUCACAGAGUACAUGGAAAACGGAUCGCUGGAUGCAUUUCUGAGGAAGAACGACGGCCGUUUCACGGUCAUCCAGCUGGUGGGCAUCCUGCGCGGCAUCGCGUCAGGCAUGAAGUACCUGUCUGACAUGAGCUACGUUCACCGCGACCUGGCGGCUCGCAACAUCCUGGUCAACAGCAACCUGGUGUGCAAGGUGUCCGACUUCGGCAUGUCCCGAGUGCUGGAGGACGACCCUGAGGCCGCGUACACCACCAGGGUGAGUGUGUGUGUGAGUGUGUGUGUGUGUGUGUGUGGCCGACUGGCUCAGUGGUCUGUCUGCCUGUCACCUUACUUGUCAGCUUUCAUAAAUCAGCCCAACUUUCAAUUACAGGGAGGGAAGAUCCCCAUCCGCUGGACGGCCCCAGAGGCCAUCGCUUAUAGGAAGUUCACCUCGGCCAGCGACGUGUGGAGCUACGGCAUCGUCAUGUGGGAGGUGAUGUCGUACGGCGAGCGGCCAUACUGGGACAUGAGCAACCAGGACGUGAUCAAGGCUAUUGAUGAGGGCUAUCGGCUGCCCCCGCCCAUGGACUGCCCCGUGGCGCUGCACCAGCUCAUGCUGGACUGCUGGCAGAGGGAGAGGGCCGACCGGCCAAAGUUUGGGCAGAUUGUCAACAUGCUGGACAAGCUGAUCCGCAACCCCAACACCCUGAAGAGGACCGGGGGAGAAACCGCCGUCAGGCCCAACACCACCCUGCUGGAGCCCGGGAGCCCCGAGGCGUCCUCGGCUGUGGGCACGGUGGAGGACUGGCUGCAGGCCAUCGGCAUGGAGAGAUACAGCGACAACUUCACCGCUGCCGGCUACACCACUCCAGAGGCUGUGGUCCACAUGACGCAAGAGGACAUGGCACGCAUAGGCAUCUCCUCGGCAGCGCACCAGAGCAAGAUCCUGACCAGCGUCCAGGGAAUGCUGUCCCAAAUGCAACAGAUGCAAGGCAGAAUGGUUCCCGUCUGAGAGAUUCAAACAAAGAGAAAAAGGAAAAAGGAAACAAAGCGACUUUUGUUUCUUACGAAAAAAUAAAUAAAUAACAAAAAAGAUAAAUAUUAAAAAAAACAAAACAAAAGAGAGACAAACAAACUAUGAAGAAAUAGUUUACCUCAUCCAUGCACUUUAAAUUGGAUCUAAAAGAAAAGAAGACGUUGAUGAAGAAGAAGAAGAAGAAAAAAGUGGUGAAAAUGGCACUUUUUUUUUUUUUUUCUUUCCCUUUGCCCUUUUUGUUGUUUUGGAGAAUGGGACGCUUCUGUCUGCAGCAUUUCUGGAUAGAUGGAGGGACGGCUGGAAAAGUGCUUCCGAGAGGCCAAUCUGGAGUGCCUUUAAUGGUCUGGAAGGAACAGUGAGGGAGGGGGAAGCGAACCUUCCUCCUCCUCUUGGGCAGAGUGUUGUUUCUGGAACUUUCUUUCUGGAAUAAUCCGAGGAGCAGAUUUUUUUGAUUUCCUGUGACUGUGUUUAUUGUACAUGAAUUAUUUCUGUGGGACUCACGGGCUGCCCCGGCCACCAUUGUUCUCUCUCUCAGCUGGAUCUGUUUGAUAUCUCCCGGCCAAAACGGAGGAUCCCAACCGUCAGAUAUAAACAGUGAAUGUCUGCGAGGUUGAGGGUUGGAUUCUGGGGGGAGACGGCGGUGCAGGGAGGGCUUAUUUUGAGGAGCUUUUUGUGUUGUGUGCUCUGUUCUGGCCUUGUUUUUCUCCCAGAACGCUGUAUUUUCUUGUCCUCAGGACGUUGCUGAGAAUGUCUUUGAUCUUCCAGAGGAGCCUUCCCACUCCCCUGUCUUCCCAAAAAAAAAAAAAAAAAAGCCCUCCGACACCUUCGAUAAACACACAAUUUGGAUUCUUCCAUUCAUCCCCCCCUCACACUGCUGCAGGACCAACCGGCUCUUCCUCACCUCCUCUGAUGGACGCCUGUUUGGACCAGUUGAAUUGGCUUCGCAGACAGGACCAAGGAAUUUAUUGGCGAGAUUUAUCCGGACAAAAAGGCAGGACGGAUGCAGAGUGAAUCACAAUCGUCAGCAUCAUCUUGGCCAGGAAAAUAAACAAGAAAAUACACGGAGGAUUCCUCGAGCCGUCAUCAAGCUGCUGCCGUCCAUCACAAACAGGAUCCCGGCCCUCGCUCGCCACCGCCACAAUCCCUCUCCCGCUCUUCCUCCUUUGUCUUCCUCCUCCUGCUCAGCCCCUCCUCUCCUUUUCGGGGUCACCGAGAUGACAAGUCCAUCCCGCCGAGCGUCCGGGACGAGCUGACAGACUGGCCGCCCGGCGCUCGUGGCCGUCCGGCGACGUGCUGGAAUUACUAUGAAUGAUUUAACAGCAUAAAAAAAACAACAAAAGAGACAAUAAGAAGAAUGUAAUAUAAUGGAGAAGCCCUGCUCCAGCCGAUAAUGUACUUUUUUUGUUUUUGUUUUUUUGGAAAGUUUCAUUUUAUUUUGUGAGUUUUUGUUGUUGUUUUUUUUUAUUGUUCUGUUUGCAUGUAAAGUAACAAGGAUUUGAUUUGAAUGCGAUGGUGUGUGUGUGUGUGUGUGUGUGUGUGUGUGUGUGCACGAGCGAGUGUGUGGAGUGACGACGUCUUUGAAGUACUAUCAGUAAUCGUGUCUGUUUUCAUGCCACUGUGGAGGAAGAGGAGGAGAUAACAGAGUUGUAUAGUUUUUGAUAUAAAAAAAACAGAAAAACCCUGGACUUAUUUUUCUUUUUUUUUUUCUUUUUUUUUUGGCUUUUUGUGUCGUCUAAAUAAACGGUGUGUUGCUCACGUUGUGCAAACUCUACUCGGCAACAGCAUUUAUUAAACAGCUUUCUGGAAUGCGACCCAUUUCUGCUUUUGGCAGCGACGGCGGCUUGGACACGAGUGUGACUAAAAGCCUCCUGCGCAUACAAACACAUCGGACUCGAGUUUGGACUCUCCGAGCUUCACGACAAGUCGAGGAGGAACCGGUUUUGAAACUACAUCCCCUGUACACAGCAAAGGAUCAGAAAACUGAGGAAAGAGGCGUUGAAGAAGGGAAAACUGUGGGUUCUUUUUUAUUCUUUUCUCCAGAGCACAUCAUACAGCUACAGGUUUAACCCAAUGGACUACGUUCCUUUUGUUCCUUUAUCUUUUUAAACUAUACUUAUGUGAAUGUUUUUGAACUCGUAAGCGACGCUUCAUAUAAUACAAAAACACCUCCGUCCUUAAUACAGCUCUACUGCUCUUUCCUUUUUUUGGCGAUGGUUUUUUUGGGGGUUUAUCUAUCGAAAAGGACCUGUUUGGAAAUAUGCAAGACAUGUUGGGAAAGGAGAAGGAAACCAGAAUGUACUGUAAAAUACUUUUUUCCUUUACUUAAAUGUCGGAUGAUUUGAAAAGACAAAAAA